This is a messenger RNA of Lathyrus sativus (Indian pea), 432 nucleotides long. NCBI's taxonomy places the organism in Eukaryota, Viridiplantae, Streptophyta, Magnoliopsida, Fabales, Fabaceae. The record is from the annotation of a GenBank genome assembly.
AUGAUAGAAAAAAAUAUAAGAGGUCCUAGAAGUGAGAUACAACAUUUGUUUAAGCUUAUUGAGGAAGCAGGUUAUGUUUAUUGGAGUAGAAAAAGAGAUGACUCUGAAGUAAUUAGAGAUAUCUUUUGGGCUCGUCCAGAUUCAGUUAAGUUGUUGAAUAUUUUUCCUAUUGUGCUAGUUAUGAACAACACUUACAAGACAAACAAAUAUAGGCAACCUCUGUUUGAAAUAGUUGGCAUGACAUCAACCGAGUUGACUUUUGCUGUCGCAUUUGCCUAUAUUGAGUCUGAGCAAACUGAGACUUUUUGUUGGGUGCUAGAUAAGCUUAAACAAUUGUUUGUGAAGAAAGAGAUGUGUCCACAAGUGAUUUUGACAGAUAGAGAUCUUGCUUUAAUAUCUUUUGGGCUCAUCCAGAUUCAGUUAAGUUGUUGA